AUGUGGUGCUACUGUAGCUUGAUUUCGACGAAACAAGUUCGUUUGCAUACACCGAAGGGUGUCUUGGUCCAAUCGUUACACGUUUGUCACAUCGGUUUGUACACGCAAUUCAAAGAGUUCCGGAAUUCGAGAUUCCGACCCUCCACGCCACGCUCGGACAGUCGCGAGGCUGACAAAGUUUCUGUGACGAGUGCAAACGUCACAUCUCGUGAGUCGUGCUCGCGCGCUUGCUCGUGUUCGAUCGUGUUGACUCCCAUCGCCCAACUUCCUCGUCCAUCGCCCAACUUCCUCGUCCAUCGCCCAACUUCCUCGUCCAUCGCCCAACUUCCUCGUCCGUCGUCAUCUUGCCUCGCCACUAACAUGGUCAACGAUAACCUCAUCGUUGGCCGUUUCAAUAAGGAUACGCGACCUGCUUUUGAAUCGUUACUCGCUGGUACUGAGCGAGAGAUCGUGCGACUCGAGCAAAUAGCUAUUCAAACCAGAACCUCUAUCAACAGGUACUCAAUCAUAUCAUCCCUGCCAUCCGAGAUGCUUUCAGAAAUCUUUGUGCUUUGCUGCCAACCCAAAUAUAAUGCCAUCAGAGGAGUGGAUAGUCAGGAGACAUGCCCUUUGCGCCUCUCUGCCGUCUGCAAAGCAUGGCGUGACCUGGCAUGGAGUAUGAGUCCCUUGUGGUCUGUUAUUAUCUUGAUCAAGCCAGAGCCUCAUGCUUUGCAUCUCGAGGAAAUUCUAGCUUCAUGGAUCAAACGAGCAGGAAAUCAAGCCCUUUCCAUCUGUUACGAAGCACAAUCCACUAGUCUGCUAGAGCGUCUCACCCAAGAAACUUCAAAAUGGAUGAAUGUUUCAAUCUCCCUUGCUUCGGAAUCCUUGUCUAUGAUCAAAAAUUGCAAAUGUUUUCCACUCCUACAACAUCUCUCUAUUCAUGUUCGAGCCCAUAGUCCUAGACCUGACUUUCUGGGAGGUUUCCUGCAUGGUUUUGAAUAUCUUGACAUCUUCAAUGCUGCAAGUCUGCCCAAGAUAACUCACCUGCAUGUACCAAAAUACCUAAGCUGCUUUGAACCCAACUUGAUGUGGUCACAGCUUAGAAUGUUCUCUGCAGACACCAUUGGCCAUGAGGGCCUCUGCAAAAUCUUAGAUUUUGCUAGAUCCCUUGAAGUUUUCAAUGCAAACAGCAUCGAGGCACACUUCAGUUAUAAACCACUGACUGUCAUUCACUCAAACCUCUGA
This is a messenger RNA of Laccaria bicolor S238N-H82, 1224 nucleotides long. RefSeq lists its product as uncharacterized. The coding region runs from base 1 to 1224 and encodes 407 amino acids. The record is from RefSeq and is a predicted model, not a curated record. Lineage: Eukaryota; Fungi; Basidiomycota; Agaricomycetes; Agaricales; Hydnangiaceae. The transcript has 2 exons.